AUGUCCGGGGUAAACAGGUGGAGCGACGGGCGCGCAAAGCGGGCAUCAGCUGCCUGUAGCUCGUGCCAUGCUCGACGCGUCCGAUGCGAUGCCUCGAGGCUGGGCAUGCCUUGCUCCAACUGCAAGCUUGAUGGCCGCACCUGCACCAUGCGUGAUGGGGCGAGGAAGAAGCAAGUGCCAGAGUCCCUGGACAGGUUAGAGGCCGUCGAAACAAAUGCGCCCCCGGGAGGACAGAAACGGCCAUAUAGCUAUCCUCAACCCAUGCCACAGCCUGAGGAGGGCAUGGCAGUCCGGAUAACGCCACCAGAGACCACGUCCACCGCAGCAAAUGAACCAUCCCCGCCGCAUGCUAAGCAGGCCACCACAGCACAGUCUCAACCGGUUGAGCCCGUCUACUUCUACGGGGAACCUGGUGUGCUGUUCUUCUACCAUCGAUGGCUGUCGCUGGACAACUUUUCCAACCUGAGCGAGACCGAAGCCAAGAUGCUCGAGAAGAGUGGCUGCCUUCAUGUUCCCCGAAACCCAGCUCUUGACGAGUUCAUGCAUCAAUACUUCCUCAACGUCCACCCUGGCCUUCCCGUCAUUUCCGAGGCCGACUUCUGGAGAGCCUACAAGGGGGACCUCACCGCGCCCCAAAUCUCUCUGUUCCUAUUCCACGCCAUGCUUUUUGCAGUCUGCCCCUUCAUCCCACCAAAGGUCCUCCGAGGAGUUGGCUAUGACGAUGUCGCGCAGGCUCGGCAAUGUUUCUACUCCAAGGCCAAGUUCUUGUAUGAUCUGAAUGCCGAAGUCGAUCCGCUGGCCAAGGCGCAAGGCUCCGUCCUCCUGACCUACCAGUUCACGUUCCAGACCAUUCAUGCCAGUCGGCGGUGGCUCAAAGCGGCACGACUGAACGCGAAGAUGUACUUUUCCACUCGACCAAACCAGACCCCAGCCCUUGGGGUUGAAAGGCGACUCUGGUGGUCCAUUUAUUUUCGCGAUAGGAUUACAUCCCUGGGGCUACGCCGGCCGAUCCAGGUCUAUCCCACCGACAGUAGCUUUGGCAUCACCCUGCCAGGCGAAGAAGACUUUGGUGACGAAAUCAACGAUUCUGCCGUCUACAAUGCCGAGACCAAAAGGCACGUCGCCAAGAUUUUUAAUCUGCACUGCCGGCUAGCAACCGUUCUGACAACAGUCGUGUCCGCGUCAUAUCGACAAGCCUCCAAUCCACCAGUCUCGGCAAAUGACAGCGAGGAGCGGAAGAAGGAGGUCGAGGAAGCCAAGGCACAGCUAGCGAGUUGGAAGGCUAUUGCGGACGCCUGUCUGCCGUUCAUAUCCGAGGAGAGAGGAGUGCAUCGGCUUGUGGUCCUGUUCUCGGACUUGCCAUACAUCCAUUACCACGCUGCUCUUGUAGCUCUGUAUCACCAUGAAUGUUCACUUGUCGACGCCUUUGAAGGUCUAAAGAUCAGUCACGACGAGGAGAGCAUUGACAAAAUUGGAGAAGACAUCGAGAAGUCGAGCCAGGAAAUCACACAACUCGUCCGGCGCUGCAUUGCCCACGGCCUCGCGCAGCAUCUCCCUAUCAGCGUCUUCUCGUGUGUCGCCAUGCCCUACCUCCUCAACUCCCUGGAUGCUAGGCUGUCGCCAGCCAUCAUGCCUGCCGCCGAGGAGGACGACGCCCUCGACUACUACGAAGAGCUGAUGAGCUCCUACAACAACCGGUACGGAGUCGGCAGUGUGCUGCAGGUCAUCGACCGCGUCCUCUCCUUCGCCGGCAUCUCGACAAAGGCUACGCCGCACACCAAGCGCCUCAAGGCACAGGGCGAAUCAGACAUUGCCAGCGCCAUCGCGGCACCUGCGCCGACGACCUGGCCUUAUGUGAAGAAUUGGCGUGAGUUAUUUCUACGACAGCCGCGCAUCUACCUCCACAUAUCGCUCGCUCUGGACUACGCUUUCGGCCGGGGAGACACCGCCGAGGAGAAGGGCGUGGCUCCUGUACUUGAAGUCGGUGAUGAGGAGCUGGCUGGCAGCACGGCGGACAUGUUCGGCAUUGGCGCCGUGCCUUUUGACUUGGCGUAUGAUGUGGCGGAGGUAGACAGCAUCACCCCCGAGAACAACCGCGAUGUUACCGGGACAGUGGUGGAGGUCAAUGCGGAUGACUGCCUCGAGGCCAACCCGUCGGAACAUCCUUCGAACGACCUGGGAUGGGCAGAUGACUUGUUCGACGGCAUGUUUCGGAUCAUACCUGCCUAG
Thyridium curvatum is the source of this 2229-nucleotide messenger RNA. RefSeq lists its product as uncharacterized. The record is from RefSeq and is a predicted model, not a curated record. Gene Ontology annotation, biological process: DNA-templated transcription; regulation of DNA-templated transcription. Gene Ontology annotation, molecular function: DNA binding; DNA-binding transcription factor activity, RNA polymerase II-specific; zinc ion binding. The transcript has 4 exons. Lineage: Eukaryota; Fungi; Ascomycota; Sordariomycetes; Thyridiales; Thyridiaceae. The coding region runs from base 1 to 2229 and encodes 742 amino acids.